AUGGAUUCUGAAAAGUGUGGAAAAUGCGGAAAAGUGGCAACAUCAAUGUGCAUUAACUGUAAAACUGCAUUUUAUUGCUCUCGUGAAUGCCAAAAGUCUGACUGGAAGUGCCACAAAACUCAGUGUCGAUCAUUUGAGAUCGUUAGUGAUGAAAAAAUUGGGAGAUUACUGAGAGCAAGCAGAGAUAUCUCAGCCGGCAAUAUUUUGAUCUCUGAGAGUCCUAUUAUUAUUGGACCUAAAUGGACAUUAGAUGAAGAUGAAGAAAUGCUUAAAUUCACUUGCGUUGGAUGUUUUGAAACUAUUAAUACUUUAUAUUAUAAAUGUCCAUCAUGCAGUUGGCCAGCAUGCUCAUCGGAAUGUAUUGGGCUUUUGAAUUCUGAACUUCAUGACAUUGAAUGUCAAUUUAUUAAGUUCGGAAAUGGUCCAAAAGAAAAGACAAACAUAAAAUCCAUAAAGGGUUAUUUCAGAAUGGAUACAAUGUUGGCUCUUAAAAUUCUCCUUUUGCAGAGAAAGAAUCCAAAAAAAUUCCAAGCCAUCAUGGAUAUGGAAAGCAACGAAAAGAACAGACUGCUCACAUCGAACUUCAAGGAAGCUGAGGAAAAAAUACUGUUCCUUGAAGAAAACUUUUUAAAUCCAUUGGAAAAGGCAGAAGAAAAAAAUGGACAAACAAUUUUACCUUUAAAGGAUCGAAAAAUUUUACAUAAAAUAUUCGGCAUUAUCGAAACAAACGCAAUUUACAUCAAUCUCCAAACAGGCACAGAAAUUUGUGGAUUGUAUCCAACAGCUGCUUUAUUACAGCAUUCAUGCUUGCCAAAUGUCUCUUAUAAAUUUGAUAUGAAAAGUGGUUUUAAAAUUUCUGUUAAGGCUGCGAAGGACAUCAAAAAAGGAGAAGCUUUUUCAACUUCCUACACUCAUGUCUUAUGGCCUACUUCAGUUAGACAGCAGCAUUUAAUGGACACAAAAUACUUUACUUGUAAUUGUGAGCGUUGCAUCGAUCCAACAGAAUUGGGUACGAAUUUCGCAACUUUAAGAUGUAUUGGAAGCGAUGAAGGUCCUUGUAAUGGCUUUCAGACUCAAACUUCAAAGUUUGAAUUUUCAUGCAAUAAAUGUCCAAUUAAAGUAUCAAUGGAGCACGUAAAUAUGAUUACAGGAAGAAUGAAUGAAGAAGUUGACAAUCUUUUGUCUUUGAGUCCAAAUCCAGCAACUAUUGAAGACCUGAUUGAAAAAUUAAGUCCAUUCUUACAUCCAAAUCACUAUCUUCUAUUUAAUUUGAAGCAUACAUUAGUUCAGCUUUAUGGCAAGCAUAAAGAUUCUCCUUAUGACACAUUGAGCAUUGAUAACUAUAAGAGAAAACUCAGCAUGUGUGAAGAGAUGAUUAAAGUUGUAACUGCUUUAGAUCCUUUAUCUAUUAGAAUUGCAUUUUACACGAGUAUCCUUCUGUAUGAAAAGGCUAUGUGCAUGUAUGAAAUGCACAAACAUAAAUAUGAUAAUAUUGACUUAAAUGAAGUUAAGAAAUGCCUUGAAGAUGCCAAGAAAAUUAUAUCCGUAGAAGAGGAUUUGACAGAAGGAAAGCAACUUUUGCAGAAGAUUGAAAAUGCUCUCAUUAAGUUUUAA
This is a messenger RNA of Chironomus riparius, 1614 nucleotides long. The record is from the annotation of a GenBank genome assembly. NCBI's taxonomy places the organism in Eukaryota, Metazoa, Arthropoda, Insecta, Diptera, Chironomidae.